Sugiyamaella lignohabitans is the source of this 2184-nucleotide messenger RNA. RefSeq names its product Grc3p (gene GRC3). The transcript has a single exon. The record is from RefSeq and is a predicted model, not a curated record. Gene Ontology annotation, molecular function: polynucleotide 5'-hydroxyl-kinase activity. The coding region runs from base 1 to 2184 and encodes 727 amino acids. NCBI's taxonomy places the organism in Eukaryota, Fungi, Ascomycota, Dipodascomycetes, Dipodascales, Trichomonascaceae. Gene Ontology annotation, cellular component: nucleus. Gene Ontology annotation, biological process: cleavage in ITS2 between 5.8S rRNA and LSU-rRNA of tricistronic rRNA transcript (SSU-rRNA, 5.8S rRNA, LSU-rRNA).
AUGAAGAGAAAGUCGGCAGUUAGUGCUCUGCUAGCUACGAGGAAGAAUAAGAAUAUUAAGCUUGAUGAUACCGCUUCUUCUACAGCUUCUCCUUCUGAAGGUAGUGAACCUAGUGAACUAGCUAAUCCAGAUGUGUCUGUUAUUGAACUGGAAGACAAUAGUAAUAUUGAAGAUGAAAAUGGUCUGAAUCAACAGAGCACCGACGUUGCUGUAGAAGCCACAGUAGUUAUUGAUGAGAAUGACGUGAAUGCUGGUAAUGAGGAAGAUGAAGAAAUCGACGACGAAGUAGAAUUCGCUUCUUUUCCUCCUUCUGGACUCUCGUCUAGACAAAGAUCUAAAUCAAUUGAGGCUGCAGUCGAGUUCCCCGAAGAUUUUAUUACUGUUAGCACCUUUAAACAAAAUUCACACAACACCGUUAAACUGACGACCGGUAGUGAAGUUUAUGGAAUGGUCAAGGGUGAGACGUUGGCUUUUAAUGGAGAGUAUCAGCUCACGAUUCAAAAAGGAGCUGUCCGUAUUAUGGGAGCUAUUCUACAUGCCAGCAAAAGAUCUUACCAUAUUUCAUCGCCCUGUAAUGGUACGCAUGCCCUACCAGUAAUUGAGUGUGUUCAAGUUGAGAACCUCGAGCUGGUUGAACAGACAACUACAGACUAUAACGAGCAACUGAUUGAUUCAUACAGAGCGGUUAUUAAAGUUGAAUCGGCUCCUACAGGAUUGCGCAAUGUCGUUAACUUGGCACCUAAUUUCAAGAACCUCUGGGGACUAUCUGAGGGCCCUAAUGAAGACUCUCAAACUGAUCUUGAAGAUGACAAAGAAGAAAUACCAUUAUUUGAAGACGACGAAGUUAAAAGUAUAUCAACUGGUAGUACGACACCAGCAAAACCCAGCUUCCAAAUAAUAUACAGAGCGCCAGCCUCGAUAGCGCUAUUCAAACCAUUCAGAUCAUGGUAUGAUAUGGCUGCUAAGACUGUAGCCCUUGGAUUUGAUAAUGAUCCACCAAAGGUUCUUGUACUAGGACCCAAGUCAUCUGGCAAAAGUUCUUUCUGUCGAUUUCUCACAAACUAUUUCCUCGCUUCAGAAAUAAAUCAAUGCCAUUAUCUUGAAUUGGACCCUGGUCAGCCCGAAUACUGUCCUCCUGGAACAGUUUCUUUACACUCACCAGAGUUUAACUUUAGCCCAUCAUUUUCGCAUUCUAACUUUCGGAACUCCAUCCGUGCCCACACUAUUGGCUCCACAUCACCCAAAGAUCAUCCCAACGUCUACCUGUCUUACUGCCGUGAUCUGUAUAGAACCUACGAAAAGACUCAAGUAAAAAGUCAAUCUCCACUUAUCAUCAAUACUCCUGGUUGGACUCGUGGUCUUGGCGUAGACUUACUUGCUGAUAUCACCUCUAUCGUUCAACCUAAUAUUAUAAUCAGUCUUGGACCCGACGAUUCGCAGACCGAGAUUCGUGCUGUUCUCUCCCGUCGUACUGACAUUCCCGUCACAUCCCUUGAAUCAGUCCUCUCAUACAACUCCAAUGCAUACUUAUCUGCUCCCUCAUCAGCUGCUAAAUACUCAGCCUCUGAACUCCGAGUCCUUCAGACAUUAACCUAUUUCCACUCUGCAUCUUCCCCUAUUCAUUCACUAAAGUUCAACUCAACCCACUUAACCGAAACUGUACCAUAUUCUGUUCCCUACGGUGAAGAAUCAUCUUCAAACCCAUUAGCAAUCCAAGGAAUAGCUAUAACUGCUAGUGAAGGAAUUAAUCCUGAAGAUGUUUCUCUCUGUGUCAAUGGCGCAGUUGUAGCUGUUAUUUCUGUCGACCACGAAACAUCUCCUAUUCCAAUCCAGCGUACCCCCGACGAAUCUCUUCCUUAUAUUGAUCCCAACGAUCUGCAAUCUGUUCUCAUCCCCGACACUUGUAAAUGCCUUGGCUACGCUGUCGUCCAAUCCAUCGAUGUUGCUGACAACACCAUUCGUCUCUUAACACCGAUCCCACCAAGUGUCAUAUCGCAAAACGACCGCCAAAAGCUAGUCCUUCUCCGAGGCAGACUACAACUGCCUCUAUGGGAGCUCUGGAACCCCUCUCUCGACGACGCGUCCUCCCCGGCCCCAUACCUCUCCAAAAGCGGUCCUGGAUCCGCCCCCGGAUCACACCGCUGGCGCGUCCGUCGAAACGUCCUCCGCAGAGGCUACGCAUGA